Lolium rigidum is the source of this 757-nucleotide messenger RNA. RefSeq names its product sec-independent protein translocase protein TATA, chloroplastic. Gene Ontology annotation, biological process: protein transport by the Tat complex. The transcript is spliced from 2 exons. Bases 110 to 592 code for a protein of 160 amino acids. NCBI's taxonomy places the organism in Eukaryota, Viridiplantae, Streptophyta, Magnoliopsida, Poales, Poaceae. Gene Ontology annotation, cellular component: membrane. The record is from RefSeq and is a predicted model, not a curated record.
CACGACGCGGAAACCACAGAACGUUAUCCCAUCGGAAAAGAUCUCCGCGACUCCCAUUUCCGACCACUCCGGCGCCGUACCCAGCGAGCGAGCGAGCGAGCGAGCAGCCAUGGGGUUUGCUCCGGUCGCGACCUACUCUUCCUUCCCAGCGCCGCCGCCGGCGAGGAGCACGGAGUACCGGGCGCACCUCGCCGCCGCAGGGCUCUCCGCGAGGGCGUCCUCCUUCGCCGCCGGCAGCGGGCUCGCCGUGGCGGCGGCUUCCGUCGCGGUGGCCGCGCGGCCGAGGCGGACGGGCGCGGGGGGCGGCGCGCUCGGGUGCAAGUGCCUGUUCGGGCUCGGCGUGCCGGAGAUGGUCGUCAUCGCCGGCGUCGCCGCGCUGCUGUUCGGGCCCAAGCAGCUCCCCGAGAUCGGCCGCAGCGUCGGCAAGACCGUCAAGAGCUUCCAGCAGGCAGCCAAAGAGUUUGAAACGGAACUGAAGAAAGAACCCGAGGAUGGCGGCGACCAGCCUCCACCUGCAACCGCCACAGCGGUUAGCAGCGACGGCGAAGAGAAACCGGAGCUAGAAGCAUCGAGUAGGAAAGAGAGCGCAUGAGGACUGGUCUGAGGCUCGUGGACUAGAAGAGUCGUGUAUGUAAGAACAGUGUGAUGUUUUAGCACAUUGCUCCCUUCUUUUUUGAUGUUCUUGCAGGCAUGUGCGGCGAUACAUUAUCUGUAACCAGGGGAGACAAGUCUGUGAAAUUACCAUCUUGUUAAUGUA